ACUUGCCGAACAUUUCCAUUCAAAGAUACGUCUACGUAAACGAUAAGACGUCCUGGAACCAAGCUCAGGCUUACUGCAGGCUGCACCACACAGACCUGGCCAGUGUCCGCAACGCCACUGAGAAUGCGUUGAUCCAGAAGUCGGUACCGAGUGGCCAGCGGGCCUCGAUCGGCCUCUUCAGAAACCCCUUUUUCGACAACUCAGAGGGAACUCGCUCUUCAUUUGGAAACUGGAUAGAGGGACGUCCAGAAGUGGUUGGAACUGGGAGCUGCGUGAUCAGCAGGAUUGGCGACCGUCACCAUGGAAAGUGGAUGGAAAAACCCUGUGAUGCUCGAUUUCACUUCAUGUGCCAGAGGAAAGAGAAGCACUUGUUUUACAUUAAGGUGAAAGUUCUGAAAUCCACGAUCGACCUGAACGACCCUGAUGUGACAGACGCCAUCUUGAAUAUGAUAAAGGAAACUCUGAAAAAGAGAGGGAUGACCAAAGGUUUCAGAGCUGCAUGGAUUAAAAAGCCUGAUGAAAACAUCUUCCACAAAGAAGAAGAGAACUGAGAUUAAAGACGUGAACAUUUACAGAAUAUUAAUCUAAACCAGACUUAAAUCUAAAAAUGUGUUCUGGGCGAAAACACGAAUGACAAAAGAAAGAUCCUGAAAUGCUGAUAGAACUUUUUUAAACGGAGCGUGGACGAACUGAAGCCCUGAUCUCAAAACAGAUGUAAAACAGAUGAUCUCACUAACAAAUGUUGUGUCUCCGCACACUGUGACACUGCCGGAGACACACAACAACAACAACAACAAUGCAUCUGUGCAAAUGUCCAUUUAAGCAUUUAAAGCUUCAGAAAAACACCAAUUAAUCAAUUUUACUCCGGCUUUUUUGAAAACAGCUCAUAAACCAGGACACGAGGACAAUCCGGAAUAUUUUAUAAAUCGUGAAAAAUCCAUAUUUUGUUCAAUAAGUUGAUUUUUAAAAUUGUGUCCUUCAUGAAAUGAGUGAAUUAAACAUAAUAUCACGCGAUGUUCAGACUGCUCCACUGGGUGGCGUUAGACUACCCACAGACACACCCCAAAAAAUCGAAUUUACUCUGACCCUCUGCUCAAUUUUGGUUUUUAUUAUAUUCAUAUUUUUGUGGCUUAAACUUUCUCUUCUUGUAUAUUUGCUCAUAUUAUCAUAUUAUUGCGUCAGUCUGUUUUCUUAUAUUGUUACAGUCUGAGUCGUUGCCGGUUCGCUCUGUGUAAUCUGAUUUAUUAACCCUGUCAUUCCGACGUGAAGCCACAUCUCUUCUACUUCCUGUUGGUCACUGUGUUCCUCGGGGCCCAUGACGUCACCAGUUCCCCCUCUUCUCUCUCUCUCUCUCUUCUCCUGGAGGAGGAGGUGGGUGUAUCUCUCCUGCUCCUCCAGCCAGGGAGACACUCUCCCUCCCCCACGCUCUCUCGACCUCCCAGCAGAACUGAGGCAGAAACAACAGGAGACACAAACCAGCAAGAGCCCGUCACACAACAGUUAUUUUAAUUAGUGUGAUGUUUCAUUAGUGUGUGUUUCCUGUUUGUCUCAUACUCCUCUGUAUGCAGCAAGUACCUUUAGUUUGUGUGUUUAUACUUUUAUUUCUGUCGUGAUGAAUGUUUCUCUUGAACGCACACGC
Molecule: messenger RNA, 1639 nt
Organism: Paralichthys olivaceus (Japanese flounder)
Lineage: Eukaryota; Metazoa; Chordata; Actinopteri; Pleuronectiformes; Paralichthyidae
Source: RefSeq, a predicted model, not a curated record